Molecule: messenger RNA, 3561 nt
Organism: Aphanomyces invadans
Lineage: Eukaryota; Oomycota; Saprolegniomycetes; Saprolegniales; Verrucalvaceae
Exons: 2
Coding region: 1-3561 (1186 amino acids)
Biological process (GO): transmembrane transport
Cellular component (GO): membrane
Molecular function (GO): ATP binding; ATP hydrolysis activity; ABC-type transporter activity
Source: RefSeq, a predicted model, not a curated record
AUGGUGUUGUCGAAGAAGGACGACCAUGCCGAUGGCAAUAUGUUCGUGACGGUUGAGACCCCCCUUGCGAACCGUGUGGACGAGGCGACGACUGCAAGCGCCGGUUCGACCAACGACGCGAAAACGGGCAAAAUGGCGACCUUCUCCCAGCUCUUCCAGUUUGCGGACGGGACCGAUUAUGCGCUCAUGGCUGUGGGUACACUUGGUGCAAUGAUCACGGGUGCCGGUCAGCCGAUUCAAAUCACGUUCUUCGGAGACAUUAUCAAUGCAUUCAAUCCCCCAGACCCGUCUAGAAAAGAGAUCCCCGGCGCGUUUCAAUCCGACAUCAACAAGGUCGUAUACCAGUUUCUCGUCAUCGCGUCGAUCAUUCUGGUCUGUGGGUUCGUCCAAAUUGCAUGCUGGUCCAUUUCGGCGUCGCGCCAAGCGAAGAAGCUCCGUCAUGCUUAUGCUUCUGCGAUUUUGCGUCAAGAAAUUGGAUGGUUUGACGUGAACGAACCGAUGCAAUUGGCCACGCGAGUCGCAGAUACUACUCUGCUGGUGCAAGAAGGCAUGGGCCGUAAAGUCGGCGAUGGGAUCAACUUUUUGUCCAUGGGUAUCACAUCUUUGGUGGUUGCGUUCUACUACGGCUGGGAACUAUCACUCGUGCUUUUUGCUUUCACUCCGCUUAUUGGGGUGAGUGCUUAUUGCAUGACGAAAGCCAUCACUGCUGCCGUACAAGGUGGUGUUGAAGCGUAUGCAGAAGCUGGUGGUAUUGCGGAAGAAAGCCUGAGCAACAUCAAGACUGUGCACAUGUUUAACUCAAUGUCCGCUAUGGCUGACAAAUACGUCGCCGCCCUUUUACGAACCGAACAAGCGGGUGUGAAGAAGGGUUUCGCCGUUGGUUUUGGCACUGGUAUGAUGUACUUCGUCAUGCUUUGUACCUACGCCGUCGGUAUGUACUAUGGCGCUGUCCGCAUCACAAACGACCAACUUGGGCCAGAGAAAUGCGUUGGAAGUGGCUGCUACGAUGGUGGUCGUGUGAUCAUUGUAUUUUUCUCGAUUGUCAUGGGCUCUAUGGCAUUGGGUCAGGCCGGCCCGAGUAUGCAAGCUGUGAUGACCGCCCGAUCUGCAGGGUACGAAGUGUUUGACCUCAUCAACCGCGAAUCCAAGAUCGACGCCUCAUCCACAGAAGGAAAAACCAUUGAUGACGUUCAAGGGCGCAUUACUCUGGAGUCCAUCCGAUUUGCAUACCCCUCUCGACCAGAGGUCGAAGUGGCCGCGGGGUAUUCUUUAGACAUUCCGGCUGGUCAGAAGAUUGCGUUGGUGGGUUCCAGUGGAAGUGGCAAAAGUACGAUUGUGUCUCUUUUGGAGAGAUUCUACGAUCCAUUGGAAGGUCGUGUCACCCUGGAUGGUCAUGACUUGAAAUCACUCAACAUCAAGUGGUUGCGCGAUCAGAUCGGGUUGGUUGGCCAAGAACCGUGUUUGUUUUCCGACACGAUUGCGGCUAACAUUCGUCAUGGCAAGCCUGGUGCCACCAUUGAAGAAAUUCACGAAGCGGCCAAGCAAGCUAAUGCGUACGACUUUAUCAUGGGAUUUCCUCUUGGAUUUGAUACCGCCGUGGGUGACCGAGGCGCGCAGUUGUCUGGUGGUCAAAAGCAGCGCAUUGCCAUUGCACGUGCUAUUAUUAAGAACCCCGCCGUACUGCUCUUGGACGAAGCCACAAGUGCGUUAGACACGGAAAGUGAAGCUGUGGUACAAGCAUCGUUGGACCAAUUACUAGCGUCUCGCCAGCGCACAACCAUUAUCAUUGCACAUCGGUUGUCGACGAUUCGUGAUGCUGACCGUAUCGUCGUGUUGAGCCACGGUAAGGUAUUGGAAGACGGCAACCACGAAUCUUUGCUCCAAAUUGAAAACGGACACUACAAAGCGUUGGUGGAAGCUCAAAUGCGUGGCUCCCUCAGUGAAGAGGAAGAAGAUGUUCCUGAACAAGUCAAGAUUCUUCGCAAAGCAUCGACUUCGGUGGCCGUGGUUGGUAAUGUGACUGAAGAAACCAGCAGUGAGGCAUCCGAAGAAGUUGGUGCGACCGAUGUACCCAUUUCUCGCGUGUGGGCUUUGAGUGUCCCUGAGACUCGCCAAUUGAUCUUUGGAAGUUUGGGUGCCCUAGUCCAUGGGGCUCUGUACCCUGUGUGGGGUGUCUUGCUCACGAAGUGCACUGUUGUGUUCUUCUUGACAAGUCUUGGUUCAGACGCCAUGCGGAAUGAAGCCCUCAAGUGGUCAAUGGGAUUCAUUGCUUUGGGCGUUUCCAUUUUGAUCGCAUUGACUGUCCAAAACCAUCAGUUUUCGAUUGUCUGCGAGCGUUUGACGUCGCGUAUCCGUGGUAUGGCAUUCCAAGCGAUGCUCCGUCAAGACAUUGGAUGGUUUGAUGAUCCCAAGCAUUCGUCUGGGGCGUUGACCACACGCUUGGCAACGGAUUCGGCAGCAAUUCGUUCCAUGACGGCGGAAACCCUGAACGCGAUUCUGAUCAAUGCUGCUACGCUGAGUGUCGCGUUCGGCAUUGCGUUCUACAACUCGUGGCGUAUGACCUUGCUUUUUCUGGGUGUGUUGCCCAUCAUGGCUGCUGCUCAAACAUUGCAAAUGCAAAUGAUGACGUCUCAAACUGGCAAGAGCAUCAAUGAGGGCGACAUCAAAGCUGGUGCCAUGCUGAGCGAAGCUAUUAACGCCAUCCGUACUGUGGCAUCGUUCAACUUGGAAAGCUCGACCAACGCAGCAUAUUUGGGGAACUUGCAAGUCAGUGCCGCUACAGACCGUAAAGCUGGCAUCUUCGGCGGUAUUGCGUUCUCUGUGUCGCAAUCGUCAAUGAUCUAUGCCUUGUCUGCCGUAUUCUACUACGGUGGCUGGCUCAUGACGCACAAAUUGCUGGAGUUUGAGAACUUAUUCAUGGUUCUCAACUGCAUUCUCUUUUGCUCGUUUGGUGUGGGUAUGGCUGCCCAAGGCAUGGGCGACGUUGGCAAGGCAAAGCAUGCUGUGAAAAGUAUCUUUGCCAUCAUCGACCGCCAGCCUCCCAUCGACUGCGCGUCCAACCAAGGUCUGCAACUCGAACAUGAGCCGGUCCUGUUUGUCGGCACGAUCGGGGAGAACAUUGCGACGGGAAAGCCCGGCGCCACACAGGAAGAGAUCGAAGAAGCCGCCAAGAAGGCCAACGCACACGACUUUAUCAUGCAGUUCCCAGACAAGUACAACACGGCCGUGGGGGACCGCGGCGUGCAAGUGUCUGGCGGCCAGAAGCAGCGCAUCGCGAUCGCCCGCGCCAUCAUCCGCGACCCUGCGAUUUUGUUGCUGGACGAAGCCACGAGUGCGCUGGACAACGAGAGCGAGCGCAUUGUGCAGGAUUCGCUGGAUCAGCUGCUCAAGCUCAAGCGUCGGACGACGAUCAUCGUGGCGCAUCGGCUGUCGACGGUGCGGAAUGCGGACGUGAUUGCAGUCGUGGACGGUGGUCGCGUGGCCGAGCAGGGCACGCACGACGAGUUGAUUGGCAUCCCGAACGGCAUUUACGCCAACUUGGUGUCGCGCCAAAUGCAAUAG